AUCGCGAUCGUUUGGUGUUGUGGAUGAUGAGCUUUCACUAGCGGAUUGUUCUGUGUUUGCGGAUUUAAGUUGUCUAUAAAGAUUUAAAUGCUGUUUGCUACUUGUUGCUGAAGAAUUGCAUUGGUCAGUGAUACGCGGGUCGGAUGGUGCAGCUCUAGUGUUGGAUUUAAAAGCUAGUUAAUAAGUGGAUAGACGAUAUGUAAAGGAUAAUGCCGGUUGAAUAACUAUUAGAAGAUAGAUAUGGUUAGAUAUAGGUUUCUCUUCCCUCUCAUUUUUUGGAUUGUGAUUUGUACAAAAUGCGAAGACGUCCAAAAGACAGCGGAAGACAGGACCAUAAGAGAAUUGAAACCUCCGGAUAAGUUAAUAUUACAAAAAUCGGAACCUUAUUUAAUUAAAAAGGAAGAGCCAUCUUUUCUUUCUAAAGUAGCAUCAUGGAUAUUUCCAUUCGGAAAUUCCAAAAAAGAUCAAACCACAGCAGAAGGAGGCUUUGGAAAAUAUCAGUAUUUACCCCCUCCAAAUAACCAAGACGAUAAAGAUUGCACUCCCUGCAAUCUAGAGCCUUGGAUUCCUAUUGCAGGCCAUAGUAAUAUCCGCAAUAAUGUAUACCAUAAUAGUAUUUCUAGUCCUAGUUUAAGUAAUUUUUUACCAAAUGCUCCUUCGGGAUUAUAUGGAGCACCCCAACCGCAAUAUGGUCCACCAAAACCGGAAUAUGGUCCACCAAAACCUGAGUAUGGACCACCAAAACCUGAGUAUGGACCACCAAAACCUGAGUAUGGACCACCAAAACCUGAGUAUGGACCUCCUAAACCGGAAUACGGACCUCCAAAGCAAGAAUAUAGUCCUCCAAAUCCUACAUAUGGAGCCCCACAACCUGUAUAUAUUCCUCCUAAACCAAAUCCCACUUACGAUCUGCCUUUGCCAUCAAUACCACAACAAAAUAAUUACAUUCCACCAGGAGAUAUAUUUAUAGCAGAUUACAUGUUACCUCCUCCUAUUAACUUUAAAAUGCCAUCACUACUUUACAUUCCAUCUAAAAAUGGAUUUAGUUCUCCCCCAAAAAAUAUCUUCAGGCCACCGCCUAAGGAAUUUUAUGGCCAACCUCCCAAAGAUAUAUCUAGGCCUUCCUUUAGUGGUUGGUAUCCUCCUCCACCAAAAGAUAUAUACUCAUCUCCAUUAAAUCCAGGCAGACCGUUUAAUCCCAAACGCGACUAUGGUCCUCCAAAACCCAACUACGGACUGCCUAAACCUAAUUAUAAUUCAGCUCCAGCUCAGUCGUACGGUACCCCAAAUAUUCCUGAGCAAGCUAUACCAAAUGUGCAGUAUGGAGCACCAAAUGAACAGUAUGGCCCACCAAAUACACAGUAUGGACCACCAAGUUCACAGUAUGGACCACCAAAUUCACAGUACGGACCACCAAAUGUUCAGUAUGGUCCACCAAAUUCACAAUAUGGUCCACCUCCUGAAUUUUUAGCUCCGCCAACUCAAACUAGUCAGUCUACAAUUUUGCAGCCAGUCCCGAACAGUUUUUCCACUCAGGAUUCUAUCAGUCAAAGUUUUGUUCCUCCUCAAAGUACAUCUCCAUUUUCUUCAGUGGGAUCAAAAGUGCCUGAUGCGUUUUUAAAUCAACAUAAUGCUCAAAAUUCGUUUAAUCCAAAUAUAGGACCAUCAGCACCACAAAGUACGGGCUUGAGUGAUAAUUUCCCUUCUGGAUUUUCUAACAUACCUCUGGAAUCUGGACGUAUUCCACCACCAUAUCCUUCUGAUAGCUAUGGUAAUCCAGUUACUGGAGAUUCUAUUGAUACUCAUAACAUACCAUUUGACUCAUUACCAGCUCCGAGCGGAGACAGUGAUAAUUCGCAGGCAUACGUAAAUCAACAUUUUCCAAAUUUGAGCCCUAUGCCGGUCCCACCAAGAUAUGAAUUUAGAAAUUUCCACAAAAACCAACAAAAACCUGUAGAUAGUGUUCAAGUGCAACAGAGUGUAAAAGUAGCAGACUUUGUUGCCAGUAUCGAGCACCCUAUUAAAGUAGUACAAUCGCCUCUCAUUGAACUUCAAGUAGUUGAACAACCAAACCAAAAUUAUCCAGAACCAAUAACAUAUAAUCGAAUUGCUAAAACUCAUUAUUCUCCAGGAAAAGAUCAAGGUACAAGUCCUAAUCAUAUUAAACCUUUUAAACUUAGCGAAAAUCCAAUAGUUGUUGAUGACACAAACACUGCUGCUAGUAAUAUUAACAGUACAGUCGCUAGUCCAAAUGGUUUUCAGGUCAAAAGAAAUAACGAUAAAGAUGUAUUUGUGCCCACUCUUAACACGUUUAGUGCUGUUACACCUACGGGUAAAACCGAAAGCAAUGAAGAAUUAAUUAAAAACUUUUUAAUCAACAAUGGAUUAGUCGGAGAUGACAAAAGUAGAAUACAGUAUCAAAAUAGUACAUUUAAGGGACCUACUCUGGAUUAUAAUGACUGGGUGCCUAAAUUCCAGCCUCCAUCAAUUCCCAGUUCGAUGCUACCACCACCUGCUCAUUUUAAACCAACAUGGCCACCACAACCCAGUACGCAAAAACCGAAACAAAUUAUUAUUCCCUAUACAAAUAACAAAAUUGGUAAUCAUCAGAAUGCCUACAGGAACUUCCUUGAAAGCUAUUCAACGUUGGUACCUGUUUAUACACCACCUAUGCCAACAGAGCAGUCUGAUUGGUCCAAAUAUUUAAACGACAUACAAACUACCAAAUUAACCAAAGUUUCUGGAAAGCCGUUCUCUUCAUCCAGUACUGCUGUAUACAAUAUUAAAGAUCUUCUCGGAGCUAACACUAGAAAUCCACAGGAUCCAGUCAAACUUCCAUACGAUGUAAUUUCCUUGCAAAAAAAUAUUGACCACUGGACACACCAGUCAUUUUCUGCGGGAAAAAAUGAAGAGAAAUCUGUGCCUCCAAAACAGAUUCCUGGUGAUUAUUUUACAACAAAAGCUAACAACGACGCCACAACUGCUUCAAAUGAUAUAUUUGACCACCAUUUAGCAGAAUCUUCCAGAAAAGAAACAUUCUCAGCUCAUACGGACAUUGAAAGUAACUUGAUUGUAGCUGCUGAGUCGCCUUUGCCAGAAAGUACCACCGCGGUGGCUACAACUGCGAAGGGACAUUUACUGACUGAUUAUCAAAGAUCUUCGUGGAAAUCAGCCUAUGUUACUGUCUCUCCAUACACCAAAGAAAAAGUUUACGUAGUUACCCCCCAAGCCUACAGCUUUGUAACUGCUAGCCCAGCUAUAUCCUGGAGUAUGGCUCCAAAAGUACAAAACGGCACCAAUAACAACAUCACUCUAGACGCUCGUAAGUUUUCCAUCAGAAUAGAACCACAGAACAAAGAAUCCCGAGAAAAGAUGCAGAAAGACAAAAAGACUAGUGUUAAAGUUGUGUACAGUGAAUGGCCACAUUUGAUUAAUGAUCUUCAACCUACAACAAUCAAACCGACGUCUUCUCAUCCACUUUUUGGUUUGAUGGGUAUUUCGGCAUAUACACCACCAGCUAAUGCUACUGUUGAAACAUUUGUUGGACAUUCUAGGGUAGCGACAGUUGUUACACCCCCUACAAGAGGCUUAUCAGAAAAAGGCUAAUUUUAAGAAACCCAAGUAGAGUGUACAAAUUCUAAACAAGGUUUUAUAGGGCUUUCCAUCGAUUGUCAUUUGUUUCGAGCUCCUGUCAUAUUAUGUUGUAUAAUCUGUUUAUAAUGCGGAUCACGGAUUAUACGACAUAUAACAGAAGCUCGAACUGUGAAUGAAAAGCUCUAUUGAAAGUUAUACCAAAACAUCUGUAGUUCUGUAGCACAUUUUUUACACAAUUUUAGAAUUAAAAAUCUCACUUAAAAAAUUGUGAUGAUAUUAUAAGCCUAUGUUUGCAAAUUGUAAAUGUAAAUAAAGGGUAAUAGGCCAGGGCGCAUCUGUUUUGAGAUGGACGUUGAGAGGUGACUAAAAUUGUUUGGAAGAAAUUGCUUGAAAAUGACUCAAAUAAUAAUAUUUGAGUUAUCCUCCCACUCAAAAUGGUCCGGAACAUUGUUUAAAUAAUCAAACUGUCAAAAUAUGAAGGAAAAAUUAUGAAAAUGUAAAUGUGUAUAAUAAUCAAACUGUCAAAAUAUGAAGGAAAAAUUCGAUUUUUUAUUGGUUUUUUGAUUAUAACUUUAAAACCAAUCAUUUAUGAGAAAAGUUGUACUAACAUAAAAGUUGCGUAAUUAAAUUUCCUACAAUAUAAAAUUGGUUAAGAAUUUAAAAAACAGUCACCCUUGUUGCAAAAUAGCAAUAAUUGCGAAAAAAAAACAUACAAAAACAAGUAUUCGCCUUUUACGUUUUUCAACCAUUUAUGCUACAUUUUGGAGGACCUUCAUAUUUUACCCAGAAAAACUUUACGAUAUAGUAAAACAACAUUGUAAAUUUAAUUUAGAUAGGUUUAAUAGAUUUUGCAAAAUAAAUUUUGCAAUCCAGUUUUCGCAAAAAAAAUUAAUUUGUUUAAAAUGUUGCAGGACUGAAAAUAAAGCAGAUAGCAAGUUGAAUUUUUUUUUUGCUUAUAGAAGUGUACUGUACCUUUCAUUUGCAAGUUGCAAAAAUAAUUACCACGGCGUCAGGAAAUUUUUUAAACAAACAUUAAUUUUUGGUGCUACGCGCAGGACGGCGGUGUUCGAUUCGCACAAGUUGAUUUCCACCAAAAUAUCUUCCAAUCUUUAUCUAAUAUAUUAUUUUCUUACUCUAUAUUUUGUUGUAUUUUAAUAUUUUAAUUCCACAAAAAUAGAACUAAUUUUAUUAUUUUUUGUGAAAUAUUGUUUAAACAAUUGCAUAUGUUUAAAAAUAAUAAACUUUUAUUCUCUAAGUUAAAAUAUAUGAACAAAGAAAGUUUUUGCUUAAAAACAGUGUUAUUUCAAAGGAUAGAGUAUGCGUUUUUAUUUUGCAAUAAACAAAUUUAUUUAUUUAUAUCGAAAUGUAAUAAAAAUUAAAAUGUAUCAAUCAUUAUCAAAGAUCAUUGGAAUGUCCAAUCAGAGCAAACUAUCCGCUGUCCUGCGCGUAGCACCAAUAAUUAAUGUUUAUUUAAAAAAAUUCCUGACGCCGUGGUAGUUCAUCGAUUUUAGUUUUGCAAAUCGCAUAUAAAAGGUACUUCUAUCAAAUCGCACUUCUAUAAGAAAAAAAAUCAACUUGCUAUCUGCUUUAUUUUCAGUCCUGUAACAUUUUGAAAAAAUAAAUUUGCAAAAUUGCAAAAUUUAUUUUGCAAAAUCUGUUAAACCGAUCUUAGUGAAAUUUACAGUAUUGUUUAACUGUAUCAUAAAGUUUUUCUGGGUGAAAUAUAAAGGUCCUAAGUGUAGUAUAAAUGGUUGAAAAACGUAAAAUGCGAAUACUUAUUUUUGUAUGAUUUUUUCGCAAUUAUUGCUAUUUUGCAACAAGGGUGACUAUUUUCUAAAUUUUUAACCAAUUGUAUAUUGUAGAAAAUUUAAUUACACAACUUUUAUGUCAGUACAGCUUUUCUCGGAAAUGAAUAAUAUUAAAGUUAUAAUCAAAAAACCAAGAAAAAAUCGAAUUUUUCCUUCAUUAUUUGACAUUUUGAUUAUUUAAACAAUGUUCCGGACCUUUUUGAGAGGGAAGAUAACUCAAAUAUUAUUAUUUAAAUUAUUUUUAAGCAAUUUGUGCAAAAAGUUUGAGUCGCCUCUCAACGUCCAAAUGUACUAAUAUUUUUACAGAUGCGCCCUGGUCUAUAAUUUUCUCAAAGAAAUGUGAUUUUUCACAUGGUUAUUAUGUCAUGUUGUUGUGCUAGAUCAUAUUAUACGUUUCAUGCUCAUCAUGUAAUGGCAUUGUAUUUAUGUUUUCUGGGAUGAGUCAUCAAACAUAUCUGGAAUGAGUUAAAAUGACAUAUUUUAAGUCAUACACCAGCUCCUACUACUAUCCAGUAGCUGUGAGCUUAUUUAAUUGAAUAUCCAGAAGUAUAGAAUCUUUUUCCAUAACUCGGUUAUAUUACUUACUUUCUUCUACUUACAGUGCCUUGUCCUUCCAGAACAUUGGCAUCAUUUCCAACAGACUUUUGCGACAAAAGCCUUAUCCCAUCCAACUGUGGGUAGUUGAAUCAACCUGACAGAAUCUGCUAUUCAUACUUUCUGCCAGUUAUAUUUCGUUCAUGUACCCCUUGAGGCGACAGUGUUGUUAGGAGACAUACGAUGAUUCUCAGAUCAUAUCUAGUAGAUCUUUGGAUUUCUUUUUCAAUGCCUUCGAUUGUUUGAGAUCCAUUUGUUCGUACCAGAUGUAGGUACGUUUAAGUGUUUCUUUUGUCUCCCAUGGCAAGUACAUCCGCUCCUUCGUUCCUUUCAAUAUCAGUAUGUCUAAGCAUCCAGAAUAACCCCACUUUGUUGCUGUUUCCGAUUCCAAUUAGAUUUUGAAGAGAGUACCAAACUAACUUGGAGCCACUCCGAUUUGAUUCCAGUGGCUAUAAUCCCUCUAUCUCUUGUCGUUUCCCCAUUACUGAGGAUCGUGAUUUCUUCCAAUAUUCCUAACAAUGUUUCUCCAUUGGUCUCUAUCUUCAGCUGCUCUAAGAGCUUCGCAGAAUGAGUUUCCAGCUGAAUGCUUUAUUUGGUCAGACCAUUUAGUUGGUGAACGUCCUCUUAAUCGUCUCCCCGGAACGUUUCCAGAAACAAUUAUUAAAUCUCUCCAAACCUCUGCGAACCACGCGACCAAAGAUUUGCAGACAUAUUGUAGACAGCCUUUUUUUAAUAUUGAGUUGGUUUAGAAUGGAAAUGUUUGUCCCAUGAGCUGCCCCAGGUAUGCGCAGCAUUUUUCUCCAGUACCACAUCUCAAAGGCAUCAAUUUUUUGGCGCUCGCACGCGCGAAGAAUCCAAGUCUCUGCUCCGUAUAGAAAUAUUGAAAAUAUAAGGGCAUUCACCAGUCUCAUCUUGAUAUUUUGAGAGAUAUAUCUGUCUUUCCAAACUUUAGUUAGGCGACUCAUCGCAUUUUUUGCCAUACCAAUACGUCUCCGAACUUCUGCUGCACAGUUACCAUCGUUAGUUAUACUAGACCCGAAAUAGACAAAGGUGUUUACUAUCUGGUAUUCCUGUAACAUGUUAGUCAGUUGAAUAGUGUCAAAUCUGUCGACCACCAUUAUUUUUAUCUUAGCUUUAUUGAUUUUCAGACCAACUUUAUUGCUUUCUUACUCAACUCUUCGCAGAAGAUCAAACAUUUCUUGCUCAUUGGCUGCUAUACGUGUAGUGUCAUAAGCAAAUCUUAAAUUGGAGAUUUUCCUACCAGCUACUGUUACUCCACCGGCCCAUCCUUCUAAAACCAUCCUCAUCAUAUGUUCACCAUAAAUGUUAAAUAAGUCAGGUGACAACACGCAUCCUUGUCUAACACCUGUCUCGGUCUUGAAUUGGUUUGAGAACUUCUUAUCUAGUCGUUCCGUCGCUAUAUUUACAGGUUUUUAAUAAGUGGCUCCAGGUGCAUUGGUGCGCCCAUUUCUAUUAAAAUUGACCACUGAUUUAUCCAGCUUACACAAUCAAAUGCCUUUUGGUAGUCAACGAAGCAUAUAAUCAUAGGUACUUGAAAUUCUCUAGACUUUUCAAUGAGUUGUCUCAGGUUCAGGAUUUGUUCCCUUGUACCUUCACCCUUUACAAACCCUGCUUGUUCCUGUGGUAUUUGGUAAUGUAGAUAGGUUUUUAAUCUGUUUUUGAUGAUAAGCAACAAGAUUUUACUAGCAUGUGUUAUUAGUGACAGUGUGCGGUAGUUUUCACAUCUGGUAGUAGUUCCUUUUUUGUGUAGUGGGAUAUAAAUUGAGGUAGGUACACCAAUCAGAUAACCAUUUUCCUGAAUUCCAAACAGUGAUUAUUUCCUAUAAUCCCACCUAGCUUAAAUAUAAUUGUUACAUAUCUAUCCCUGCAUUUGCUCUAUAUUUGCUCUCUUAGUUCCUACAGGCACACCUCUAUAGCAUAAAUUUCUAGUUAGAAUAUAGUAGAGCGAUUACCUAGUCUUUCACUAAGGCUUAGCCUUGGUUUUCCUCGGUAUAAAUCAGCUCCAACUCCUUAAUCGGUUUUAGAGCCAUCUGUAUACCAGUAUUUAUUCGACUUCUGUUCGUCCCUUCUUGGAAAGACGACGGUAUCGAAUGAGAGUCGGAUAAAACGAAUCUCGUAUUGGCAGAUAAUGGCAGUUAGUUUGAUAUAAAGUUCUUGACAUCAAUUUUAGGUUCUUGAUGUGAUGCAACUAAUUUUUUAACGUCAACUCCUUUAUCACGAGACUAAAAAUAGUAGCAAAUAUGUCUUUUUCACAGUAUGUUACUUUAUUUAGACCUAUCUAGACACAACUAGGUCAUGUAAUAAGAAAAAUCUUCAUUUCCAAUUAUAAGCAUAAGUUAGCAUAAAAAAAUGUGGCACAGAAUAGUUUAUUUAAAGACUGUAAAAUAUACUUACCUGGAUUACUUUUCAAUAAGUUCACCCCAAGUGUAUUUGUAUUUGUUGCAGCAUCCAAAGAGGUGUAAAUACUUUGAUAAAUAAUAAUCUGCGAUGAAUAUUUAUUAAAACAAUAUAAUAUUA
Diabrotica virgifera virgifera (western corn rootworm) is the source of this 8534-nucleotide messenger RNA. Its product is annotated as adhesive plaque matrix protein-like. The coding region runs from base 241 to 3606 and encodes 1121 amino acids. Lineage: Eukaryota; Metazoa; Arthropoda; Insecta; Coleoptera; Chrysomelidae. The transcript has 6 exons. The record is from RefSeq and is a predicted model, not a curated record.